Molecule: messenger RNA, 1023 nt
Organism: Fonsecaea erecta
Lineage: Eukaryota; Fungi; Ascomycota; Eurotiomycetes; Chaetothyriales; Herpotrichiellaceae
Exons: 3
Coding region: 1-1023 (340 amino acids)
Molecular function (GO): heme binding; oxygen binding
Source: RefSeq, a predicted model, not a curated record
AUGGGCGACAUUCCGAAGAAUAUGGAACAUGUGGAUCGGCGCGAGCUGUACACGUCGCUCCCCGUUCGAGUCCAGUACCUCCAGCAGUUCCUUGAAUUCGGAGCAGAUGAUGUUGUCGCCCUGAUUGAGGGACAGAAAUAUAUCAAAGCCAUUAUUCCGGCCAUCGUCAACAUGGUGUACAAGAAGUUGCUGAAGCACGAUAUCACGGCCCGAGUUUUCAGUACGCGAGACAGCCGACUCGAAGAAAACCCGGUCAAAUGGAUCAAGGAAGACGACGCCCAGAUCCGGCACCGGAAGAUGUUUUUGAGGUGGUACCUCACGAAACUCAAUUCCGAUCCCAGCAAAAUGGAAUAUUGGCAAUAUCUGGAUAAAGUCGGGUUGAUGCACGUCGGCAAAGGACGCCGCAACCCUCUACACGUGGACUACAUCUUUCUCGGCGCGUGUCUAGGCUAUAUCCAGGACUCGAUGACGGAAGCCAUACUCUCGCACCCGCGGCUGGAACUCAUGCAGAAGAUCGCCAUCGUCAAGGCGAUUGGCAAAGUGAUCUGGAUCCAGAACGACCUGAUGGCGAAGUGGCACGUCGAGGACGGGCGUGAAUUCCUGGACGAAGAAGCCGAGGAGGACAUGGAGGCCGAGGCGCGCGAGCCCGAAGGGUACCUCAACGGGAAGCGGAUUUUGGGCAACGGCGCGGCGGGCGGCCACGACAACGACGACAGCUCGAUCGCGCCCACCGUGUCGUCGACGUCGUCGGAGAAGAGCACCACCAGCCUCGGCCGCACCAUGGAGCAGGUGCGUCUGUCCAACGAACAGCAAAAGAUGACCUGUCCCUUCAGCGGCAUGGUGAGCACCGCCGCCGAGGACAUGGAGAAGCAGCGCGCCGCCACGUGGCGCCCGAGUCGGCGGGAGCUGGUGCAGGGCGAGCCGACGUCGCCUUCUCGGCCGCCGACGGGCAUCCCGCGGCUCCGGGUGAUUGACGGGAAGACCAGCUGCAAGGAGAACCUUGAGCAGAAUCCGUUUGUAUAA